AUGCUCGCAGCAAUCGGACAGCCGGUGCCCAACACAGAACACGCUGUGAGCGUGUCGCUGCCGUCAUGGAGAAGCACGGUGGGCUAUGAAGAAGGGGAGGAGUGGGUUGUGUCGAAGAUGAAGACGGGCUACCCGCGGUUCUUCAUCCACCUGAUCAUCCAGGAGCUGCAGAAGGAGAUCUUAAAGCUGUACGGCCAGCCAGAAGAGAGUGUGAUGCUGUUCCCGUCGGUCGCAACGGCGACGCUAUGCCAGAGAUUCCUCUACGACAAGGUUGACGGGCUGGACCGUGGGUUGGUGCGGAUCCUGCAACUUCAGCCGGUGGUCAAGCAGAACACGAGUCGGGAAACGACCCUGUCUGGCCUGGUCUGCGUGUUUUUCCCCAAGGAGCACUUCAGCGUCGCCAAACAGGUCUGGCAGCAUUCCGGCGACGGCAUCUCCAGCCGGCGUGGGGAGUUCUGCCUGAAGGCGUUGAGAGACGGCAUUCUACGACCCGUCGCCACGCCAUCUACCUCCAACCCGUUGUCGUCGAAACCGAAACACGACGAUCUCUAUAUCAAGGGCCCGCGGCGAUAUCAUAAUCGGCCGGCGUCGCGGAACGGCCUCAUCCAUGACUCCCCUACUACCUCCACGACGACCACGACAGCAUCCAGUCCGACGGUGACCGAGCCUACGGGCUUCCCACAUCAGGCUAGCAGCAUUCUGGCCGAUGCCGACGUGGAGGACAAGGAUCACGCUCAAUUCGUGGAGGAGCGGUUUGGGCGGAAUCUCAGCAUCAAGUUGGCGACCCAGGCGAAGCUGGCCAUCCGACGCCGAAUCAGCGGCUGUCUGACGGACGACUCGGAACUCGACCAAGCACUGGCCAGCUCGCCCGGCGACUGCAGCGGGCGGCAACGCGGUCUGUCAGAGGACGACGUGUACCUGUACCCGACGGGCAUGUCGUCGAUCUUCAACGCGCACCGGAUCCUGCUGGCCAACGCGGCCGCCAAGGGCCAGGAGCCGCGGCGGAGCAUCUGCUUUGGGUUCCCGUACAUCGACACGCUAAAGAUUUUGCAGAAAUGGGGGCCCGGGUGUGAGUUCUACGGCUUCGGCAGCGCGGCGUGCUUGGACGACCUGGAACGGCGACUGGAAUCCGGCGAGCGGUUUCUAGCCCUGUUCACCGAAUUCCCCAGUAACCCGCUGCUCAACUCGCCGGACCUGGUGCGCAUCCGGCGGCUGGCGGACAAGUACGGGUUCGCGGUGGUGGUGGACGAGACGGUGGGCAACUACAUCAACACGGACGUGCUGAGCCACGCCGACAUCGUGGCCAGCAGCCUGACCAAGGUGUUCAGCGGCGACAGCAACGUCAUGGGCGGCAGCGCCAUGCUCAACCCGCAGAGCCCGUGGUACGCCGAGCUCAAGGCCACCAUGGCGCGCGAGUACGAGGACAACUACUGGGCCGAGGACGCGGUGUUUAUGGAACGCAACUCGCGCGACUUCAUCUCGCGCAACGCCCGCAUCAACUCCACCACCGAGGCCAUCGCCGCCACCCUGAAAGCCUGCCCUAUGAUCAAGGAGGUCUACUAUCCCAAAUACAGUCCGUCGCGCCCCAACUACGACGCCUGCCGCACCCCGAACGGCGGCUACGGCGGCCUGCUCUCCGUCGCCUUCCAACACCCGGAACAGGCCGUCGCCUUUUUCGACGCCCUCGAGGUCCAGAAGGGCCCGAGUCUGGGCACGAACUUCACCCUCGCCUGUCCUUAUGCCGUGCUCGCCCAUUAUGUCGAACUGCCGUGGGUGGCCAGCUGGGGCAUUGACCCGGAUAUCGUCCGACUGAGUGUUGGCCUGGAAGAGCCCGACGAUCUGACGGGGAGGAUUGAGAGGGCUCUGAAGGCGGCUGAGUUGGCCAAGGGAGAGAAAUAA
Molecule: messenger RNA, 1899 nt
Organism: Capronia epimyces CBS 606.96
Lineage: Eukaryota; Fungi; Ascomycota; Eurotiomycetes; Chaetothyriales; Herpotrichiellaceae
Product: cystathionine gamma-synthase
Exons: 1
Coding region: 1-1899 (632 amino acids)
Biological process (GO): transsulfuration
Molecular function (GO): pyridoxal phosphate binding; cystathionine gamma-synthase activity
Source: RefSeq, a predicted model, not a curated record